Molecule: messenger RNA, 1257 nt
Organism: Aphis gossypii (cotton aphid)
Lineage: Eukaryota; Metazoa; Arthropoda; Insecta; Hemiptera; Aphididae
Gene: Surf1
Product: surfeit locus protein 1
Exons: 7
Coding region: 147-1031 (294 amino acids)
Biological process (GO): mitochondrial respiratory chain complex IV assembly
Cellular component (GO): mitochondrion; membrane
Source: RefSeq, a predicted model, not a curated record
UUUUAAAUAAAUAGGUUUACCUAUAUUAUACAAUUAUAUAUUUUCAGUUUUGUUAUACUCAUCUCUAGUCUCUAGUAUCUAUUAAUAUUGUAUUGUGAAUACAUUUAUUAUUUUAUAAAUAAACUUGAAAAUUAUCAAAGUUCAGAAUGAUUUGUAGAAAAUAUUUCUCAAAUUUUUUAGUAAAACAGAAUUUUCCUUCAUCUAAACUAUAUUUAUCAAAUUUGACUAGAAACUCUAGUAUGACAGCUAAAUCAGUUGAAUUAAAUUCAUUUAGCAGAAGGAAAAAGAGUAACUCAGAUAUUGGAUGGAUUUUGCUAGUAUUACCAAUUUCUGCAUUUGGGCUAGGUACAUGGCAAGUUAGGCGAAAAUUAUGGAAAGAAAAUCUGAUUCAAGAACUUAAAUCUAAAACUAAAUUACCUGCAUUGGAUUUUCCUGAGAAUGAAAAAGAACUUACAAACCUGGAGUAUCGUAGAAUUAAAGUAGUUGGUGAAUUUGAUCAUUCAAAGGAGUUGUACUUAGGUCCUAGAUCCUGUUUAACUGAUGGUGGAGCUGAGAAUACCAAUGGAUUAUUUUCUGGAUCUGGAUCUACAAAAAGUGGUUAUUAUGUCAUCACACCUUUUAAAUUAUCAAAUAGACCUUACUCAAUUUUAGUGAAUCGUGGUUGGGUAUCUAUGCAAAAUAAAAACCCUGCAUCACGAGUUUCUGGCCAAGUUGCUGGUGAAAUUGAAUUAGAGGGUGUUGUUCGUUUAACUGAAUCUAGACCUCAAUUUGUAACUAAGAAUGUUGCAGACUCUCGUUUUUGGGCUUAUAGAGAUUUAGAGGCAAUGUCAAAAAUAGUAGACAGUGAACCUAUUAUGAUUGAUGCUGUGGUUGAAUGUAGUAUUCCUGGUGGUCCAAUUGGUGGUCAAACAAAUAUUUCCUUGAGAAACGAACAUGUAUCGUAUAUUAUUACAUGGUAUGGUUUAGCAAUUGCAACAGGAUACAUGUGGUAUGCAAAAUAUUCACACGCAUUAAGAUCUAUUAUUAAAUAAAUACUGUUAGUUUAUGUACCAGUCAAAAUAUACAUGUUACAAAUAAAAUAAUUAUUAACAAUUUACUAUUUGUUUCACAAUUUAUAUUUUGUUAUGGUAAUAUUAAGAACAAUAAAUAUAAUUUUAAAAAAUUAAACUUUAUUAUGUUUAACUUAUGUAUUAACCUAUAAGAAUAAUUUUCUUUAUGUAACUAAUAAGUAUAAUAAAUAUUAGUAUUGUAAACUUU